AUGAGCAAGCCGGCGGGAUCAACAAGUCGCAUUUUAGACAUCCCUUGCAAAGUGUGUGGGGACCGCAGCUCCGGGAAACACUAUGGGGUUUACGCCUGCGAUGGGUGCUCGGGAUUUUUCAAGAGGAGCAUCAGGAGGAAUAGGACCUAUGUUUGCAAAUCGGGAAAUCAGGGAGGCUGCCCGGUGGACAAGACGCACAGGAACCAGUGCCGGGCCUGCCGGCUGAAGAAGUGCUUGGAGGUCAACAUGAACAAAGACGCGGUGCAGCACGAGCGGGGCCCCCGGACGUCGACGAUACGGAAGCAGGUGGCCCUCUACUUCCGCGGGCACAAGGAGGAGAGCGGCGGCGCCCCGCACUUCCCCGCCGCCGCCCUGCCGGCGCCCGCCUUCUUCACCGCCGUCUCCCAGCUGGAGCCCCACGGCCUGGAGCUGGCCGCCGUCGCCGGCACCCCCGAGAGGCAGGCUCUGGUGGGCCUGGCGCAGCCUACCCCAAAGUACCCACAUGAAGUCAACGGUACCCCUAUGUAUCUCUAUGAAGUGGCCACCGAAUCCGUUUGUGAGUCAGCAGCCAGACUUCUGUUCAUGAGCAUCAAGUGGGCCAAAAGUGUCCCAGCCUUCUCCACCUUGUCCUUACAAGACCAGCUGAUGCUUUUGGAAGAUGCUUGGAGAGAACUGUUUGUUCUAGGAAUAGCACAAUGGGCCAUUCCAGUUGAUGCUAACACUCUACUGGCUGUAUCUGGCAUGAAUGGUGACAAUACAGAUUCUCAGAAGUUGAAUAAAAUUAUUUCAGAAAUACAGGCUUUACAGGAGGUUGUGGCCAGAUUUAGACAACUUCGGCUAGAUGCUACCGAAUUUGCCUGUCUCAAAUGCAUUGUCACUUUUAAAGCUGUGCCUACACACAGUGGUUCUGAACUGAGGAGUUUCCGAAACGCUGCCGCCAUAGCAGCCCUUCAAGAUGAAGCCCAGCUCACUCUGAACAGCUACAUUCAUACCAGGUAUCCCACACAACCCUGUCGUUUUGGAAAACUUUUAUUGCUUUUACCAGCUUUACGUUCGAUUAGUCCAUCUACAAUAGAAGAAGUGUUUUUCAAAAAGACCAUUGGGAAUGUACCAAUUACAAGACUGCUUUCAGAUAUGUACAAAUCCAGUGACAUAUAAAUUACCUUAAAAUAAACAAUCAGGAUGAACAGUUUGAGAAGAACUUUUAUCUAUGGAGAAUAAGCCUCAACUAACAAAAUCUACAGGAAGCAUAAGCCUGGGAAUGUUUAGCCUUUAAACCCAUUGACAAAAAAUACCCCAGUAGAUAUGAUUCUGCUGCUCUGAACAGAGUGAUUUAGAUCGUGGAGAGAAUGCUUUGUUCUACAGAAAAAGUGAAAGUGGUUGGAAUUUGGCUGCUAUUCCUGUUACUACAGGAUGGAGGCAAUUCAGAUGCCAGUCAUAGUUAACAAAGACUCUGCUAUUCUCUCAUUUAACUGGCAGAUCUGAGACAAAAUGUGAAAGAAGGUACUUUAGUUUGUUCAGUAUUUGGAACCGGGUGACCAAACUUGGCUUCUGUUGUAACAUGAGAUGUGGUGGCCUUCAGAACUGUUUUAAAAGUAGCUUAUGUUGGGAAAAUGUUUUUAACAUCAUAGGCAACAUUUAAGACCAGGUUACCAAAACAUUGCUUCUGCUAUAAUACAUCAUGAAGUGGCCUUCAGAACUGAUUAAAAAGUAGCUUAUGACAGCAGCUCCAUUCUUCCUGCAAAAUGAACUGGUGAUCUUUGAUGCGGAUGUCACCACAAUUUGUUCAGUUAACAUCUCAAAGACAGAAGAGCUUUAUACACUUCCUCCCCAACCUUUCCUCCUUCUUCUUACACACACUCACACAGACACACAUUCACACACACACCUGAAAAGAUACAAGUCAAGAAAGGAAGACUAAAACAGCAAAACCAAAUACAAUGGAGAUGACCGCUUCAGUGACCUGCUGGCUGUCCCGUUGGCACAGUGCUGAAACCAAAGGCAACGGUGGCCAAACUCUUUGUCAAUGAGAUGUGCAGAGAAGUGAAAUGACUAUAAAAAAAAAACAAUGGAAGGAAUUUUAUUUCAAAGAAAUAAAGGUUGUUGACUGAUACAAUGCUAACAAUUUCCAAAAGUCUCCGAUGCCUUUUUAGAAAACUCCAGGUUCUAAUUUUGAAGCCUUGUUCGCAUACACCCUUUCACACACAAAAACGUUAUAAGCUGCUUAUUUGAUGUAUGAAAAAUGUAGAAAAAACAUUUAAAGAUAGCUGCUGUACUUUUCAAAAUUUGAUUUGUUAUUAGGAACUAGCACUGAGAAAAAUCAGCACUUGGACUAUCAUAGAAUGAGUAAAACUUUUCCUGUACAAAGUGGAUUAACUGAUUUGUGAAGUUAAAAAGUUGUACUCAUUGUAUUUAC
Messenger RNA from Gymnogyps californianus (California condor), 2416 nucleotides. It is a transcript of the gene NR2E1, whose product is annotated as nuclear receptor subfamily 2 group E member 1. Lineage: Eukaryota; Metazoa; Chordata; Aves; Accipitriformes; Cathartidae. The record is from RefSeq and is a predicted model, not a curated record. Gene Ontology annotation, biological process: anatomical structure development; negative regulation of transcription by RNA polymerase II; cell differentiation. Bases 1 to 1158 code for a protein of 385 amino acids. Gene Ontology annotation, molecular function: nuclear receptor activity; RNA polymerase II cis-regulatory region sequence-specific DNA binding; zinc ion binding. The transcript is spliced from 9 exons.